AUGGUUAGGAGUAGACACAAAGCAUCUGCUUCUCAUGAUGUUAACAUAGGAACACUUGUGCCAUCUGAAAAAGGCGAGCCUUCAACUACUCUAUCACAACAUUCGAUGCAGUUUGGCGAUUCUCGUCCAUCAAUUGAAAUAGAGAUUAAUUCUUUAGGGCGAAAACGACUAGAACUUCGUAAUGGAAAGUGUGCUCGUGUGAUCAUAAAUACUUUUAAGCAGCGUAUCAACUUUAAUGGUGUCAACUGGAAGGCUGUCUCACAAGAGAUAAAAGAUUUUUACUGGGAAGAAUUUAAGAAAAAAUACUUUUGGGAUUCCUCUAAUGAAGCAGUGAUAAAGGAUGCAUGGAGAUUGAAGCAUUGGAAUGACCCUAAGGUCAUUCAGUGGUCAGAGCUAUAUUCUAGAAAAAGCCACGGUGCUGCAAAUGCUCCUGGACCAUUUACCCACACAGGUGGAUCCAUAACAUAUGCUGAGUGGUCAAAUAAAUUAGGAAAAGAAUUGGGUCGAAAGCCAACUCUAACCAAGUUGUUUGUCCACACUCACACCCAGAAGCAUGACAAGGAGACUUUUGUGGACCAAAAAUCUAAGGAGAUACAUGAUGCUAUAGUAGCUAGGAGGGAGGAGCUAGCACAAACCACACCUGACAGCAUCGAUGAGAACUAA
Hevea brasiliensis (rubber tree) is the source of this 663-nucleotide messenger RNA. RefSeq lists its product as uncharacterized. Lineage: Eukaryota; Viridiplantae; Streptophyta; Magnoliopsida; Malpighiales; Euphorbiaceae. The record is from RefSeq and is a predicted model, not a curated record. The transcript has 7 exons. The coding region runs from base 1 to 663 and encodes 220 amino acids.